GAAAAAAUGAACGUGGAAAAUUGUUCGUCCUUGAAUGAAUUCAUUUUCUUGGGAAUUACUAGUAAUGAUGACCUCAAAGUGACCCUUUUUAGCAUAUUUCUACUGAUUUACCUCAUUAGCCUUCUGGGAAAUCUCGGAAUGAUCUUCUUAAUCAGAGUGGAUCCCCAGCUUCACACUCCAAUGUACUUUUUCCUCAGCCACCUCUCUUUCUGUGACCUCUGCUAUUCCACAGCAAUUGGGCCCAAGAUGCUUGUCGACAUAUUCACCAAGAACAAAUCAAUGUCUUUCCUGGGAUGUGCUCUGCCGUUCUUGAUCUUCUGUACCUUUGCAGAUUCUGAGUGUGUACUUCUGGCAGUGAUGGCCUUUGAUAGGUACAAGGCCAUUAGCAACCCCUUGCUGUAUACAGUUAACAUGUCUGGCAGGGUUUGUUACUUGCUUAUGGCUGGGGUUUACUUCAUAGGCCUGGCAGAUGCUUUGAUACAUACAACAUUGGCAUUCCACUUAUGUUUCUGUGGUUCUAAUGAGAUUAAUCAUUUCUUCUGUGAUUUACCACCACUUUUCCUCCUUUCCUGUUCUGACACACAGGUCAAUGAGCUGGUACUGUUCACCAUUUUUGGAUUCAUUGAACUGAGUACCAUUUCUAUUGUCCUGGUCUCUUAUGGCUACAUCAUCUCAUCUGUCUUAAAAAUCCACUCUGCUGAGGGGAGGCUCAAAGCUUUCUCCACCUGUGCCUCCCACUUUACUGCUGUUGCAAUUUUCCAGGGAGCUGUAUUCUUUAUAUAUUUUCGGCCAAGUUCUUCCUACUCUCUAGAUCAAGACAAAAUGACAUCACUGUUUUACAUCCUUGUCAUUCCCAUGUUGAACCCUCUGAUUUAUAGCCUACGCAACAAGGAUGUGAAAGAGGCCCUGCAAAAGCUUAAAAAUAGAAUGCAGUUCUAA
This is a messenger RNA of Marmota flaviventris (yellow-bellied marmot), 939 nucleotides long. RefSeq names its product olfactory receptor 5W2-like. Gene Ontology annotation, cellular component: membrane. Gene Ontology annotation, molecular function: olfactory receptor activity; G protein-coupled receptor activity. The record is from RefSeq and is a predicted model, not a curated record. NCBI's taxonomy places the organism in Eukaryota, Metazoa, Chordata, Mammalia, Rodentia, Sciuridae. Gene Ontology annotation, biological process: G protein-coupled receptor signaling pathway.